Molecule: messenger RNA, 3314 nt
Organism: Oreochromis niloticus (Nile tilapia)
Lineage: Eukaryota; Metazoa; Chordata; Actinopteri; Cichliformes; Cichlidae
Gene: polk
Product: polymerase (DNA directed) kappa
Exons: 14
Coding region: 278-2905 (875 amino acids)
Biological process (GO): error-prone translesion synthesis
Cellular component (GO): nucleus
Molecular function (GO): damaged DNA binding; DNA-directed DNA polymerase activity
Source: RefSeq, a predicted model, not a curated record
UUUUAGUCCCGCCUAUUUGGCUGAUGACGUACGGACGCGGAAGUGCCGCCAAAAAAACCGCCGCCGUAGCUGUUUUCAAUACAUGUAAAGACAUGUAUGUCAGAAAGCUCAGUGACUUAACUUACAGUCACCGUGGCUCUUAUUUGUCAUUGAGAAACUCUGAUCUGAUCCAGCCCGGAAAGCCGCACAUAUGUGGGGAUGUACAGCUCUGAGUUCUUCAGAAAAGAGCCCAUUUCGUUAUAACCUGAAGUGUACCUCCACUAAGUAAGUCAUUAGGAUGGAGAAUGGGGUGGCAUCCACCAAAGAAGAGGGCUUCCUCUCCAGAAUGGCUCUCAAUGACAACAAAGCUGGUAUGGAGGGUCUUGACAGAGACAAGAUCAAUAAGAUCAUCAUGGAAACCUCCAAGGGAUCGAAGUUUUACGAGAAUGAGCUGAAGAGAGAUCAGCAGGUGAACCAGCGCAUUACGAAAAUGAUGCUACAGAAGGCACGGAUCACAGAGCAGCAGUUAAAAAAAGCACAAGCUCAGGUGGAAAAGGUGGCCACAGCACUGGAGAAGAGUCGUGAUCUAAGCCGUGUGAUUGUACAUGUGGACAUGGAUGCUUUCUACGCUGCUGUUGAAAUGAGAGACUGUCCUGAACUGAAGGACAAGCCCAUGGCUGUAGGAUCCAUGAGCAUGCUGUCGACCUCUAACUAUCACGCCAGGAAAUAUGGGGUUCGAGCUGCCAUGCCUGGCUUCAUUGCAAAGAAACUCUGCCCCAGUUUAGUCAUUGUUCCACUUAACUUUGAUAAGUACAGAGCUGUGAGCAAUGAGAUCCGGGAGAUCUUUGCAGACUAUGACCCGAACUUUCAGCCACUGAGCCUGGAUGAAGCUUAUCUAGAUUUCACAGACCACCUGGAGCAGAGGCAGCACUGGCCAGAGUCCGCACGUACACAUCACUUCCGUGUCAGAGACAUGACCACAGAUGAGAAAAAAGCUGAGCUUUCCCAGGAAGCCAUGACAGAGAUAAGAGAGCUCUCCCCAGUACUGUUUGAGGACAGCCCAGGCUCCUCUCCCAGCCCAGUGGGCCCUGAAGGUGUGCGUGCUCCUGCAGGUGAUUUCGAGGUGUUUGGGACAUCUGUUGAAGAGGCUGUGCGAGAGAUGCGCUUCCGCAUCGAGCAGAAGACGAUGCUGACUGCCAGUGCAGGAAUUGCUCCAAACAUGAUGCUGGCUAAGGUGUGCAGUGACAAAAACAAACCCAAUGGACAAUACAGACUCCCAUCCACCAGAGAGGCAGUGAUGGACUUCAUCCAUAACCUUCCAGUUCGCAAAGUUUGUGGCAUAGGAAAGGUGAGUGAGAAGAUGCUGAACGCUUUGGGUAUCAGUACCUGCUCCCAUCUUGGCCAGCAGAUGGCGUUGCUGUCAUUGCUGUUCUCGGAGACAGCCUGGCAUCAUUUCCUGGAGGUUUCUCUGGGUCUGGGCUCCACAUAUAUACCCAGGCAUGAAGAAAGAAAAAGCAUGAGCACAGAGAGGACCUUUAAAGAACUGAGUAAAGUUGAGGAGCAGUUGUCUUUGUGCAGGGAGCUGUGUGAAGAUCUAGCAGAAGACAUGAAGAAAGAAGGUCUGAAGGGUAAAACGGUAACACUGAAGCUCAAGAAUGUGAACUUCGAGGUGAAAACCAGGGCAAUGACGCUGCCGUGUGCUGUUGCCACAGUGGAUGAGAUCUUCGCUGUUGCUAAGGACCUCCUGAAAACGGAAAUAGAAAAUGAGAGCCCUCAGCCACUCAGACUGAGGCUCAUGGGUGUUCGAAUUUCUGCCUUCGCUAGUUUGGAUGAUAAAAAGCCCUUGCAGAAGAGCAUCAUCGGCUUUCUGCAGAGCGGCAAGACAGACUGCUCUAGUUCUUCCCAAGGGAUGCAUCAAAAACCGGGGAAUGAGCAUCUCUCCGAUGCUUACUCCUUCCACACCUCGCCACUUGUGUGCCCUCUAGUGGAACAGAAACACCAGAGACAAGAAGACCUUCCCUGGCGGAGUAAGCAGAGGGAGACAGAAGGAAGCCAGGCAGCUGUGGGACUCCAGCAGUCUUUCUUUCAAAGGGCUCAUGUUAGAAGACUGCAACUCGAGGCAGCUAAUGCAGCCUCAAAAAAUGAGGGGAGCGGGGAAAACGCUCCAGUGAUUGCUAAAGCAGGGAGUCCGGCCAAAGCAAGUGAAAACAACCAUUUACCGCCCGAUCUCUCAGAAACUCCCAGUCCUGUACAGGCGCAUGCAUCCACAUCAGCCUGUGCAGAAUCAGAAACCCUCACAUGUCCCGUGUGCUUCAGAAAGGUGGAAACCACCGACCUGAAUGUCUUCAACACGCAUAUAGACCAAUGUCUCAGCAACGCCUCUCAAAAAACAAACAAUGGCACAGAGUCAGACACAGAGUCAGAGUCGGAUCUAAAGAAGGACCGCGAGGAACGUGCAGCAGUGAACAAACUGAGGAGGCGGCACGAGGCUCAAGAGAAGAAGUCAAAAGUCAAUCCUCAGAAAGGCCAAAGCAGCGUAAAAAAAGAUUCUGUUCAAAAGGUUUCGUUGAUUAAAGACGACAACAAAACUGCGACCUCGCAAGAGCCUCAGCCAUCUAAUAGCAAAGGGCCAGUCUUCGUCUGCCCGGUGUGUCAGCUGACCCAGGAGACUCAUGACCUUGCCGUCUUCAACCACCACGUUGACCUCUGCCUGAACCAGGAGGUCUUACAUGAGCUGGGGAGACAGACAUCAUCCUCCAUAAAUCUAUCUCCAGCUAAAAAUAGCAAGAGCACAGACGGAGGACAUCUUCAGCUAAAGCAAGCAAGUAAAGGCAAAAGCAAAAGACGGGACACGCCUUCAUCUCCUCCGUCUAAAAAGGUUAAAAGCCUCGGUCCUUGCAACACCAUAGACAAGUUCUUCAGGUGACAGUCAUUGAGGGGCAACCUCCAGCCUAGUGCGGAUGAACUGAGGAAGUAAAAACGCAGGUCUUCUAUUCCCUCGGCUUCCCUGCACAGUUUUUAUUCAUCCUGCGGUCACUGCGCACAAAGCUUAAGUUUGCACAUAGAAGAUGCUCCUAAAACACCUCGCUUGUCUGCUCUAAACGAUAUUCAAAAUGAAAGAUGAAGACAAGUCCAAUAAUUCCUUUUAACGCAUUUUUAUUUAAUGGUCAGGGUAGAUAUAUUUUUUUUAUCUUCAUUAAGUUAUUUUAUUAUGAUAUUGUCACAUUUGUGUUUUUGUGUCACUUUUAAUUGUAGUGUAUACCUUUAAUAAUGAAGAAAAGAGAAUUUUUUUUAUCAUUUAAAUUGUUGCAAUAAAUUAUUCUGCUGAAAUCUCA